This is a messenger RNA of Cavia porcellus (domestic guinea pig), 3015 nucleotides long. It is a transcript of the gene Azi2, whose product is annotated as 5-azacytidine induced 2. NCBI's taxonomy places the organism in Eukaryota, Metazoa, Chordata, Mammalia, Rodentia, Caviidae. Gene Ontology annotation, biological process: canonical NF-kappaB signal transduction. Bases 197 to 889 code for a protein of 230 amino acids. Gene Ontology annotation, cellular component: cytoplasm. The record is from RefSeq and is a predicted model, not a curated record. The transcript is spliced from 7 exons.
GGAAGACAUGGGACUCUCUCCACGGUGUACCGGGAGCCGCUACCUUUCUAGGGGAAGCAGCGGUGUCUUCGAGGAAACCGGAAGCCCGCGGUGACCCCUGGCGACCCGGUUUGUUUUCAGGCCGUUUCCAAACAAUUGGGGAAUCGAAACUCAGCGGCCCUGGGGGCGGCCCUACGUCGCCUGGGUUCAGGCUGUCAUGGAUGCAUUAAUAGAAGAUGAUAUCUGUAUUCUGAAUCAUGAAAAGGCUCAUAGAAGAGAAGCAGUAACUCCAGUUUCAAUAUAUUCAGGAGACGAGUCCGUUGCGUCACAUUUUGCCCUUGUCACUGCUUAUGAAGACAUCAAAAAACGACUUAAUGAGUCAGAGAAAGAGAAUUCUUUCCUAAAGAAAAGAAUAAGGUUUUUGGAAGAAAAGCUUGUCGGAUCUCGAUUAGAUGAAGAAACAAGUUCCGUGGGACGAGAGCAAGUGAAUAAGGCCUAUCACGCCUAUCGAGAGGUUUGCAUUGAUAGAGAUAAUUUGAAAAGCAAACUGGAUAAGAUGAAUAAAGACAACUCUGAAUCUUUGAAAGUAUUGAAUGAGCAGCUACAGUCUAAAGAAGUAGAACUCCUCCAGCUGAGAACAGAGGUGGAAACUCAGCAGGUGAUGAGGAAUUUAAAUCCACCUUCAUCAAACUGGGAAGUGGAAAAGUUGAGCUGUGACCUGAAGAUUCAUGGUUUGGAACAAGAGCUGGAACUGAUGAAAAAAGAAUGUAGUGAUCUCAAAAUAGAGCUACAAAGGGCCAAACAAAUGGAUUCAUCUCAAGACAAUCUGAAGAGUAGCGAUCUCCAAGGACUAAGCAUUUCAAGGAUGGCCUCUCUACAUGUAUACCUUCCAUCCAAUGAAAAUUACUGACUUACCUUCAGUGUUAAAUCGUUUGGCCUCCCAAGUUUAUUGACCUAAAUAAAAUGUGAAUCAUCUCAGACUAUUCCUUCCAAAGCCUGCUUGAGAGGAAGAUCACCUAGGGAAACAAUUUGAGGAAGUGACAUGCAGCUGCUCUUCCACGUCAGGAGUGGGCAGACUUCUUUCUGUGCAGCACCGAGGCCGCGGGUCUAGUGCUGUUACUCAGCUCUCCUGUGUGAACAUUUCAGUUACUCCUUCUCAGUUUUACCUGCAUUUACAAAGAAGUCUUUCCCUUUUUUUUUCUCCUCAGCGUGUCAAAUACCAUGUCCAUGUAAAUUUUUUAUAAUUUGUCUUCUUUAUCAGAGUUACCUUUUCUAUCAGUCCAGGUUUGUCAUUUUUACAAGCUACUUUAAAUCAUUUUUAGAUAAAAGCAAGGAAUUGAUAAAUAUGCCAGAAUCAGUGUAACUCAAAUUAGAUGUAAAUAGUAUAGAAUAAGACUUUUGCUUCCUUUCAUUGUGGUUUACUUAAUUAGGGUCAUUUCUAUUGAGAAUGUUUUGAAAAGCUGCCUCCUGCACACACACACACACACACACACACACACACACACACACACAGAGUUAUGCCUGUUUGAAGGCAUCAGACACCUAACAAGAUAGUGAAACAUCUCUGUGCCAAGAUAUAGGGAGGUUAAACACCAAGGAGGUAAGUCCAGUGUUUUUGAGCUAUGUCAACAAAUUGCAGUCUUUUAUUCACUAAAGUUCAGUAUCAAUUCUAAGGGUCAUCUAAAAAAAAACAAUUUUUGGAAGGUAUUGCCUUAAAAGUACGUUGUGGUAGCACUUGGAGCAUGAGACUAAUUUUGUCAAGGCACAUAAAUGUGGGUCAGACCCAUGUUUAUUCUUUAUAGCGAAUUUCUAUUGAUGAAUUAAUUUUAUUAGUUUUAUAAUAUAAAACAAUGAAUACUCAACAGAAAAAAAUAAAAUACUGUUUAUAAAGCAUCAAAAGUUUGAGCAUCAACUGGUUUUUGGUGUACAAAAUCUAGUAAAAGCAUCAUAAGUAAAUUCCCACAUGAACCACAGUGAAAAUACCAAUAGCAUUCAACAAGGCAGUUUGCACAAAGGACCACAGCUCGAAUGAUACACACAUCGCUUUCACUGACAGCACGUGUCUUGCUUUUCUGGCCUUUUUAUAGGGCAUACUUGACAUCUCAGUGGUCUUGCUGUUCUGUCAGGAGGUUAGUAUACAGUGUGUAGUUACCGGGAACAUAAACUAUCAAUAAAGUUAGUACAUUCUUAAUAUGUAUUGGGUUUAGAAUAGACACUUUCACAUCAGCUGUGUACUUCCUUACAAAACCUAAAAGAUAACAUCAGAAAUUCCCUCAUGAACUACAAUGAAAAUACUAAUAGAACUGUGCCAUAAAAAUAAAUUUUGCGUCAACUGUCACAUCCAAGGCAGUCUUCACACAUGGCAACUGCAUGUUCCACAUACGAGUAUCGCUUACACUGAAAACAGUCUUGUCAUCUCUUCUCUUCCUGUGUUGUCAGCUUCCUAGUGUACAACAUGUACUGAGAGAAAUAAAAUGUCAAUAAAACACAAUAUCAAAUAUGUAAUGAGUGCUUAAAAUAGACAUCAGUAUUUUUAUAUCAGCUGUUAAUUUAUAAAACCUAAAAGAUAACAUCAGAAAUAAAAACCUGUGUGAACUACAGUGUAAACACAAAGUAUCACAGAAAUAAACUUUGCUUCACUAUCACACCCCAGGCACUCUCCACACAGCUGCAUAUUCCAGAUACAGUGACUUAUACUGCUAGCGAUGUAUGUUUUAUGUUUUCCUUUACUUUCUCGUAAGGCACAAUGGACAUCUUUUUUGUUAUUGUAAUAGGUCUUUAUGAUGCUGCACCUGCUUUUAACCUGUUAGCUCAUCAAUGUGCUCUGCAGUUUUUUUGCUUAGUUCCCUGGGCAGAAAUACUUUUCCUCUGCUGUAAAUGAUCUUGUAUCAUCUCCAGUCCCAGUCCCAGUCCUGUAAGAAAGUUUCUGAUAUUUUGCACUUGUUUUCUUUGUAAAACUACUAAACUAAUUAUGCCACAUGUGUUUAGGAUUGGAUAAAAUGAUGCUUUUUGUGCUUUGCUGCAUAACAUCAAAAA